AAUGUAAUCGCCAUGAAGUUGCUAAAUAUGUGCUCGUUGAAGGGAUAGUUAUUGAUUAUAGGGGGGGGGGGUUGAUUGUAAUAAAUCACAGCAUGCAUCUAUUACCACCAGCUCUCACCACUUGUUUUCACGGCAUCACUACCUCAUGCCAGCCUUUCGCUGUUCUUCUGCUGUUCUUCCGCUGUUCUUCUGCUGUUCUUCCGCUGUUCUUCUGCUGUUCUUCCGCUGUUCUUCCGCUGUUCGUUACUGGCCCCAGCAAGGAUUUGAUUCUAGUGUCCUUGGGGAGCAUCUCCCGCCACACCUCUGCGUCCACGUUCCCGGGUCUAUAUAGGGUGGCGAUGUGUGCCAUCAAUACGACGACUCUGUGCACGGAUUCGCUGUCGCGCCCGGCGAGGCGGCAUCGCCCGUCAAGGGCCUGUUGGCCGUAUUUAUUUGCCAUGCGCCAGACACCAAACAGGCCGUUCAACGCCGCUAGAGUCUCGUACCUCAUCAAAAACAUUUCGUCCACUGGUGCCGUGGCCGGGGAGAUGGGGGGCAGAUGAGGUAUGACUAGAUUGUCGACUGACUGCGUGUUCAAGUUUCCUGACAGUCUCGCUAUCUGGCCUAGGAAUUGAUCAAAUUCCUAAGAGAAAAUCACCUGAUAUCGUAUCUAAGCGAAAUGGUAACACCAGCGAGGGGGCCCUAGAAAUAAAUGAAGGACUGGGGUGACGCGAGUUGAGAUAGCUGACAGUACAACGGGCUAGGCAAAAGUC
Messenger RNA from Lasiosphaeria miniovina, 752 nucleotides. RefSeq lists its product as uncharacterized. The record is from RefSeq and is a predicted model, not a curated record. NCBI's taxonomy places the organism in Eukaryota, Fungi, Ascomycota, Sordariomycetes, Sordariales, Lasiosphaeriaceae. The transcript has a single exon. Bases 93 to 542 code for a protein of 149 amino acids.